Mesocestoides corti is the source of this 2640-nucleotide messenger RNA. The record is from the annotation of a GenBank genome assembly. NCBI's taxonomy places the organism in Eukaryota, Metazoa, Platyhelminthes, Cestoda, Cyclophyllidea, Mesocestoididae.
AUGCAUCGAUUUAAUGAGCCAGAUCAACGGAUCAGGGCCGCCGAGUUGGCCCUCGCGCGAGCUGUGGCUGAGCGGGAGGACGCAGAGGCUGUGGUGAAAGAGCUGCGUCACCAGCUAUCAGAUUGUUCGGAACGGGCCCAAAAAGCUGAAGCCGAGGUUACUCGUCUUCGUCGUGCAGCAGCGGACUCAAGAGACCAAUUAGAUGAGUUGGUUGAGGCCAAGGCCGAUUUGGCCGCACAAUCUGAAAGAAUUGAAAUUCUUGAACGGCGGUUGACUGAGGCGCAGACAAAGUCUGCAAGCUAUCGGAAGCUGGAAACAGCCAAUGAAGAUCUUCGACAGCAACUAGAUGAUCGCGAUAAAAGAAUAAUGUCGCUUCUUGAAAAAAUUGGCGAGACAAAAAACCGACAAAUGAGCAAUGUUGAAUUCGAAAGGCUUCGUUUACGUCUUGCGCAUGCCGAGGCUCAGGACACUGCGAUUGUUGCGUGUCCACACUCCUUGGUCCUGCCUAACUUCAUUGAGGUGUCUCCUUCAGAUGUGAUCUUGGGAACCUCGUUCGAUGUGAGUGCGUCGGCUAUCACCGGCAACAUACCACCACUGUCCCUAGACGGCGAGAACCUCGGCGCCAUCUUCCAACAGGAACACGAGGCUGCUCAAACUGAGAUCCAGAACCUCCAGACCAAGCUCAACGAUGCCGUGGUGCGUCUUGAGCUGGAAGAAGCCGAAGUCUGCCACCUCAAGGAAGUCAUAUCGAAACUCAGUGUUGACCUGGAUAGCAGAGAUACUGCCGUUGUCAUGGCUCACGAAGCCAAGGCAGCUGCAGAAACAGCUCUGCAGCAACUCACAGACGACCUGGCAACAAUUGAGGCUCGUCUGCAAUUCGACUUCUCCAGUGCUUGCCUUAUCACGCCCGAAGCCACCAGUCUUGCUGAGGGUGUCGCAAAGAUCCUCAAGGCGAGGGAGCAGGAAGUUCAAUCGGCGUGGGAUCACGUGAGCAAGAUGUCCGCCGAAAUAGCAGCCAUCAGCGACAUUGUGCGACUGGAAAAGGAGGUGCAGACCACCGAGGCUUCGUGUGUGGACUGUCCUUCCGUCUCAGUUCAAACAGACCCAGGCUCCCAGGAACAAUGCGGGGAGCAAGCAAAUCUCUCUGCUGAGGUAAUUCAACGCACCAAUGAACUCAAGAUCGCCAAGGAUGAAAUCGCCGAGCUGCACGAGCAACUUCGCGAUUUGGCGUCAAAGUACACACAAGAACGCGCUCUUUCGGCGCGAGCUCACCAUUUCUUGGAACUGAGCCAAGUGGAGGCCCGCAGUUAUCACGCGGAGCUGGAACGACUUCAGGCGACGCUGGCAGCUCACGUUAAGCUGCUCGUAGAAAACGGUCUGGGCGGGGAGGAGGCAUUGCGGCAGUGGAGUUGCGUGUCUUCCGACGCAGCCGUCUACUCAGAGCAGGAUCUGACGCGCCAAGACAAAUGUAACUUUGCUGUGCUUUUGGCGCUGUGCCCGCCAGGAGUACUUGAAUACAGGGGUACCAUUAAAGUUGAAGAAGACGCUCAAGACACCGAUGCGGACGGUUUGGCCUUCACCGACCUCAGUCAGGUCUCCUCCGCCUUGUCCUCCUUCUCUCCCCCACUUCCACCACCCAGCCCUCCGCGUGUGCAGGCGCCAAACUCGAAGCCACUUUUGGCCCGUGACCGCCGUCGGACGGAUGUGCCAACGUCACACGCCUCUGCGCCACCUGUUCCACCCGUCCCCAACCCGGCCUCAUCCCCACACAUGCCGCUCUCCUUGUCAGGUAGGCGCAAGUCCAUUGGGGUAUCCGUCUCUGGUAGCCCUGAUGGUGUUAACCUUGGCGCUUCGGAGAGCUGCAACAAUGAAAACAACCAAAAUAGCGCCAUUCAGGAAAGACCGGAAGAAAUUUUUGCUCGUCUGGCCGAACUCCGGCGGCGCAACGAUCUUCAGCCGUUCCAUUUGCGCACCAACUAUCCCGUCGAAACUCAGCUAUGCAGUCCAAAUGAGUUUGUGACAGUCCUGAAGAAUGUCCAGAAGACUCGUGUCGACCACUCACAAGCUGGCGCGAUAUCAUCAUCAUCAUAUGCCGCACCCCGACCGCCACCAACAACUUCGGCAACAGGCGUGCAGUCUCCAGCUCCGGCCGGCCUGUCAAUCCGUCCGAAGGGGCUUCAGUCAGUGUCGGAGGUGUUGCUCACCGGUGCGUCGGGAAUCGUUGGUGCCGAGCGCAUCGAUCUGUCAUCAGCCAACGUCCGACCCAGUGUAGCUGCCCAACGAGUCACCCAAAUCGUUAAACCGACUCCAGUGGCUGCCUCAAACGUCGUUUCCUCAGUUUCCACGCAAGGCAGAAAUCUAAGGGAUCAGACCGCGAUUUCCGGUGACCCCUCCACCGCAGAUAAGCCCCAUUCUGAUGCCUCAUUGAAACCCUCUCAGGCGGUGGUUCGAAAGGCCCUUGCAUUCGAGAUUGAGCUAAGCCCUCCCCACAGCCGAAAGGCUCCCCCGUCGUGUGCUGGCAAAAAGGGCUCCACGUCUGGAGGCAGCAAUGUCCUUUUCAUCCCCAUCGAAAAACGCCCACCGGCCUCCGUGGCAAAAGCUAACAGGACCAAUGCCUCUCACGACCACCCCAAAUCAUAG